CUCUGUAGACGUCGUGAAAAUGCAAACGUCAAAUUAACAUUUGUUUACGAAAGGCAAUUUUCCAAAUAAUUAUAACAAAAGCAAUGUCUGCCGAAGAUUGUGACUCUUUUGAUCGUGGUGAUAAUGAUGGCCAAAAGUCUGAUAAAAUGUUUACUCUCAAAAAGUGGAAUGCUGUAGCUAUGUGGAGCUGGGAUGUGGAAUGCGACACUUGUGCAAUUUGCCGCGUUCAAGUUAUGGAUGCCUGCCUGAGAUGUCAGGGUGAAAGCAAGAAGGAUUCAUAUGGCAAGCAAGACUGUGUGGUUGUGUGGGGAGAAUGCAACCAUAGUUUUCAUUUCUGUUGCAUGUCUCUGUGGGUGAAACAGAAUAACCGAUGUCCUCUCUGCCAGCAAGAGUGGUCGAUACAACGCAUGGGAAAGUAAAGAUUCAGCUCGUUCCACAACCGCUCGAGAGACAUAUUUUUAUAGGAUUUGGCUAAUCUCUAAAACAAUUCAGUCCUAUCUCAUAGUUUUAAUGUUUUAAAUGUCUUAAAAACAAUAAAGUGAAACUUAUAAGCA
Molecule: messenger RNA, 554 nt
Organism: Danaus plexippus (monarch butterfly)
Lineage: Eukaryota; Metazoa; Arthropoda; Insecta; Lepidoptera; Nymphalidae
Gene: Roc2
Product: RING-box protein 2
Exons: 2
Coding region: 84-419 (111 amino acids)
Biological process (GO): protein ubiquitination; ubiquitin-dependent protein catabolic process
Cellular component (GO): Cul5-RING ubiquitin ligase complex; nucleus
Molecular function (GO): ubiquitin protein ligase activity; zinc ion binding; cullin family protein binding
Source: RefSeq, a predicted model, not a curated record